Messenger RNA from Alligator mississippiensis (American alligator), 2625 nucleotides. RefSeq names its product adaptor related protein complex 5 subunit zeta 1 (gene AP5Z1). Bases 48 to 2483 code for a protein of 811 amino acids. NCBI's taxonomy places the organism in Eukaryota, Metazoa, Chordata, Crocodylia, Alligatoridae. The transcript has 17 exons. The record is from RefSeq and is a predicted model, not a curated record. Gene Ontology annotation, cellular component: AP-5 adaptor complex.
ACCCGGCGGCCGGAAGUGCGCGGCGAAAGGCUUCCCCGACUUCCGGGAUGUUCGCGGCGGCCGCCCAGAGUCUCCUGCGGCAGGCCCGGGAUGCGCGGCCCGAGGAGCUGCGGGCGCUGGGGGCCCGCGCCGCCGCCCUGCUGCAGCAGCCGGAGCCGGGCGCCGAGGCCGCGGACUGUCUGCGCCGGAUCCUGCUCGUCGUCGCCGCCACCAAACGCCACCGGAAGUUGGACGACAAGUUUGUGGACGUGUUGGAGCGGGCGCUGUGUCUGCCCAAAUGCCCCCCGCAAAUUCAGGUCUUGUGCGCUGCCAUCCUGCGGGAGAUGUCACCGUCCGACAAGCUGACCCUGUCCUGCCACGAGAUCCAGGAAACAAAGCUCUUGAGCACCGUGGGUGCCAUCCUGUUGGCCCAGGGAAAUAAAAAGGCUGCAGCCUUGGCUGUGGGGCAGCGAGUCAUCAAAGUCCUUGAAGGGCGACUGCCUGAGGGGCAGAGUUCACGGCACCUUCUUCCUCUCCUGUCUCAGGUUAUCAGUGUCUUUCCAGCAAGCCUGACGGAAGAUCAGACCAACGUGGUCAACAAAAGGAUGGUCGACUGGCUGCGAUAUGCAAGCGUUCAGCAAGGAGUUGCCCAGCCCUCGGGAGGUUUCUUCUCCACCCCCAGAGCAAGGCAGCCCGGCCCCGUUACAGAGGUAGAUGGCUCCAUUGCCACUGACUUCUUCACGGUGCUGUCGCUCGGCCAGCAUUACACGGAGGACCAGUGGCUCAACAUGCAGGCCUUUUCCAUGCUGCGCAAGUGGCUGCUCUGCUACGGGGGCGAGGGAGCCAGCAGCCCCAGUUCAGAUGACCGAUCAGAAGUGGACGGGUCCGUCAUGUCCAUGGUCUCUGCCACCUCCACAUCCAGUCGCCUGCUGCCCCCAAAGGAGCGACUGAGGGAGAAGGCCUUCGAGUACUGCCAGCGGCUCGUCGAGCAGAGCAACCGGCGGGCCCUGAGGAAGCCGGAUGGGGACCUGCAGAAGGCCUGUCUCAUCGAGGCGGUCACCAUCAUGGACAUCAUCUGCCGGCAGGAUUCCUCCUACGUGUACCGAACGCUCUCCUGCCUGAAGAUCCUGCAUGGCAGGAUCAGCCGGGACUUGGCCUAUGCCUGGGCCCUGCUGCCCAUCGCUCAGUUCUUCCUGAACCACAGUGAGACAGCAGCGGUGGACUCAGAGGCUGUGUACAAGCACUUGUUCACCAGGAUCCCUGCGCAGCUCUUCCACAGCCCCAUGCUGGCCUUCGAGUUCAUCCAGUUCUGCAGGGACAACCUGAGAGUCUUCACCGAGAACUUCAGCAUCUUCAGGCAGAGCUUUCCCAACCUCUUUAAGUUCCUGGCCUGGAACAGCCCAUCUCUUAUCUUGGAGUUUAUGGACCUGCUGCCAGCUCUGCUGGGCCCAGACACUGCUAUCGAGAUGCUCCACUUGUUGCUCGAUCUGCCCUGCUUGGCUGCUGCUCUGGACGUCCAACUGAGGUCAGCCUCUGCUUCUGCCUCUGAGAGAGCUGCCUGUGACCCUGCUGCGAAGCCCGCCAGCUGUCUAGAAGCCUUUCGACACCCACUUUACCGAAGCUCGUUCCAGUACCUGCUCCGCACUGAGGCAGCCCCUGGAGACUCUCCGGAGAGGCUGGCACCACUGCGACAGCUGCUAGGGUCCGUGGCCAACAGCCCACGGGUCGUCCAGUGUGCGGAGACCGUCCCUGUCCUGCUGCAGCUCUUCUUCAACACGGCAUCUGAGUGUGCAGACAAGCCCCUGAUAAACCAGCUAGUGCUGGUGUUGCUGGAGAGGAGUGACCAGCUCUACGAGCUCCCUGCCUUCAAGGCUGACGUGCACAGAGUGCUGAGCUCCCAGCUGCUGCUGCUGUGCAGGCUACAUCCCUCACUCGUGGUGGAGCUGUCUAAGGAGCUGCUGGAGUUCUCGGGGACCGUUGGCAACAUCCAGAACAAGGAGGAUGUCUACACCUAUGUGGUGUGGGCUAUCGGCGAGUACAUGUCGGUGUCGUACGACAAGCGGUGCACGGUGGAGCAGAUCAACAGGUUUUUCGAGGCACUGGAGGCCAUGCUCUUUGAGAUCACUCAGCUCCGACCCGCAGCCAGCGGCCCCCCAUCCUCACCCCGCGUCAUCGCUGUCCUCAUGACCGCCCUGACCAAGCUGGCUUCGCGCAGCCAGGACCUGAUCCCCAGGGUGUCCCUGUUUCUGUCCAAGAUGAGAGCCUUUGUGCAGCACCCGGCCACGGCCUCCGUAUACAGUGAGCAGGACAGCGAGGAGAUCCUGACCCGCGCCACUGAGCUCACCAACCUGCUGAAGAUGCCCAGCGUGGCUCAGUUCGUGCUGACGCCGACAGCGGAGGUGGCUGGUGCCGAGUCCCAGAGAGACACCCACGCAGCCCUGCCCGCUGCCAUGAAGAUGGUCAGCCGGUUCAUGGAGCGGGGGGCUGGCUUUGUGCCAGGGUGAGGGGGCAGGGUGGAGAGGACCAGGCUGGCCUGGGUCCCUGUUGGCUGAGCUACUGGCUUAACGACAUGGGGAAGGGUGAGGGCUGAGACUGCUCUGAGUAGGGCUUCUGGGAUGGAGGGAAUAAACAGUAAAGAGAACACAA